ACCCGUAAUUCUUACUGCACAGCGCCAAUCGCUUAUCCUCACACGUGCGCCUGCGCCUGCGCCUUUGUGACCGUUCGCAACCGUUCGCAACCGUUAAGAGUUGACCUGGGCAUAACCACGUUUCGAAGCUGUUUUACCCCCAGGUACCACCCUUAUCUACAUUAGACUCUCCCACCACGCGAUCCGAGACCUGACACAUCUGAAUCGUCACCGUCGACUCACUACAUUGGUCACCGCCGUCCGUUUGACUCGCUUCGAUCGGCGCUCUUUGUUUCCACCACGGCCGCCACGAUACCUCGACGACAAAGGAAGAAAUGGCCGGUGAGCCAAGUCCGAGCAGCACAAGUCCUUCGAAUCUUUCCAACAGCCCUUUCCUCCACGGCUCACUAAGCAGCUCCAACUCGUCGUCACCUCCGAAGCUGUUCUCCAAGAACACCAUGACGGCAGACGUCUUCUCAUCCUCUCACACAUACAACAUGAACGGUGCUAUUGGUGAGCGUCGGCCAACCGAGCGCAACGGCCUCUCCAUGCUUUCCUUCGGUGAUGCCGACUUGACGUCAGAUAAUAAGACUCGACACGCCAUUUUCUUGCGCAAGCUCCCUAGCAACAGUGACAAGGAGGCUGUGCGCAAUAUUCUGCUUUUCGCUAAGGACCUAGUCGACUGCGAAAUGGUCCCUCAGUCUCGAUACUCAGAGGACAAGGGCUUUGCCUCUGCUAUUGCCUACUUCCAGACCUACGAUGGCGCAAAGGAGGCGCGCGAUCUCCUCAACGGCAAGCGCAAUGCUACUAAAGACGCAACUCUGAUUGUUGAGGUGCUACAGGAUGGCCAUGGCGGCGCUAUUGGCUUGCGGCGCAACACUGUCGAUAGCGGAUCUGCGCGACAUGGAUCCAUUGCAUCCUCCACCGGGAUCGCCGGCGCGACUUCGAACGGACGUCAAUCUUCGCGAUACAAUGGGACUUUCCAAAAUAUGGAGAAGAUGUCCCCACCAAAUGGAACCCCAGGUCUUGGCAACGGAGAAUUCGGAGUCUCCAACCUGUUCUCGCCGACGUCACCGGUACAGACCUCAUUUACAAGUCGCAAUCUGGGAAAGUCGGUCAUCAAUGAUGAGGCAGACGAUGACAACGAUUUGCUCAACGAGUCCAUUGGGUACGCCACUGGAGGUCCACCUGCUCAGUCCAACAUGUCGCGCAGAGCAACAAAUCCAAAUCCAUCGAUUCCAGUGUCCCGUUUUGCAUCACUAUCGCUGAACACGAACAGCGUCAACGGCAUGAGCUCCCCACCGUCGAACAACUACGCAUCUCCACGAUCUGCAGCCACUAUGCAGUCACCUGGACCGGGCCUUUCGGCCAUGUCUCCUCAUAACGUACCGCCCGCCUUGAACAACGGGCCCAACACAGGCUUCCAGCAGUAUCCCUCGCAUUUUGCUCGACCAACGUAUCCCCCAGUUAAUCCUGCUGAUCAAAACCCACCCUGCAAUACGCUUUACGUUGGAAACCUGCCUAUGGACACCUCCGAAGACGAGCUCAAAGCUGUGUUCUCCAAGCAGCGUGGGUACAAGCGUCUGUGUUUCCGCACGAAACAGAACGGCCCCAUGUGUUUCGUCGAAUUUGAAGACACAUCGUUUGCUACCAAGGCUUUGAACGAGCUUUACGGAUAUAUGCUGCACAACAGCGUCAAGGGCGGGAUUCGACUUAGUUUCUCGAAGAACCCUCUUGGUGUUCGCAGUGGUCAGCACGCCAGCAUGGGAUCUGCAUCAUCCAUCACUCCGAGUACUCCUCUUUCCGGGUUUGGAAGCGGCGUUGGAGCCCCGCCUGGCUUCUCUACGGCCACUGGCCCACCACCUGGCUUGUCAGCCCCUCCAGGUCUAGCGAACCAGUCCCACGCAAACGGCAACAAUGGCUUUGGCAUGUACGCCAACGGCGGCUUCGGUAUGGGUCCAAAUGAAAUGUCCAGCGGCAUGCGCCAACCCAUGGCUACGGGCGGCAACGGCUUCGGAAGCAUGGGCGGAAGCUACUCCGCAUACAUGAUGGGUCGUUAGAGACGACGACGAUGACGACGCCGUCAUGAUUGAUGAGGAGUUUGGGGGUGCAUCGAUCUCAAGCAUACGUCAGACGUAUGCUGCAUAUUUGUCGCGUUAUAUCCUGUCACUUCGGUUACAUUGCGAGGUGUUGAGUUGUUUGGGUUGAAUCUGGUUUCAUUUCUCAUUUAUGCAAGGGCAUGGGUACAGGCGUGGAACUUCCUUCAGGACUAUUGCGUCCUUUGGGCAUGGACUUCCUUCCAGCAUACAGCGAUGAUUCCCCCUUGUGCGUUUGCUAAUUGGCUA
Macroventuria anomochaeta is the source of this 2324-nucleotide messenger RNA. Its product is annotated as RNA binding protein-like protein. NCBI's taxonomy places the organism in Eukaryota, Fungi, Ascomycota, Dothideomycetes, Pleosporales, Didymellaceae. Gene Ontology annotation, molecular function: mRNA binding. The transcript has a single exon. The coding region runs from base 315 to 2039 and encodes 574 amino acids. The record is from RefSeq and is a predicted model, not a curated record.